GAGAGUGGGCACAUUUUAUAUUUGAAUGAUUCCACGGAAUGACAUAUGCUUUUGGCUCUAUAAUCAUUGGCAGCAACUGAAAUAAUACGUUUAGACUCCGGAAUCUUGCUAAACUUCAAAGUCUGAAAUCACGUCUCUAAAACCUUGGGUCACCAGCUGCAGACACUUCUCAGAAAUCUGAGAACUCCCGCCUUAAGGGGGAACCAAGUCAUUCCCCUGGCCUUGGAGAAUAGGAGCACGGCCUCCCAGCACCUCUUCCAGCGCCCUUUAACCCUGCAGGACCGGGUGAGGGUCGCAGUGCUUCCAGGCUUGUCGAACGGUUAGAACUACAUUACCCAGAGGGGCCUGCGCUGGGCGCCGUCGUGGUGAGCCAAUGAAAGCACAGGAAUGGGAACGUCUGGGGCACGCCUAGCGCCAGAACAGGGUUUUCCUGCGUCCUCCCCGGAGGGGUCGUUUCGGCUGCGUCUGGGUCUGUGCGCUGGGUGACUGACGCUCUACCUCCGGGUCCGGCUUGAGAAGGUGCGAGAAGAGGCGCCGUCCCCGCCGCAGGGAGUCGAGUGUGAAGCCCGGAGACGUAGCCCGCGAGCCCCGCUGCAGAACCGGGAUCGCGCGUGCUGCGCCCAGGUCGCCUCCUGUGCUCUGCGCCCGGAACAGCUGCUCCCACAGAGUCCGAUGGCGGCGGCUGCACCGAGGGACCCGCCUCAGGUACCUGCCUGUCCCCGGGCCUCCCUCCCCACCCACCCACCCUCGGGCCACGAGUACGGGGCCCUGCUCACGACCCGCCGCCCAUGCCCCAGGCCCUGUACGAAAGGCGCGCGUGGGCGGGGCCCCUGUUGUGAACGCGGGUGUGACGGCGCGUGGGGCCGGUUACGGGCGGGGGAACUCGAGAAAUCUGGGAUCAGUCAUGCGUAUUUAGGGGACAGAGAACUGAGAGGGAGUGGCGCCUGGAAUGGCAGGCUAGCCUCUUAAGGCGGCUGGGAGCCACUGAGAGUGGUGAACAGAAAAGGCCCCAGCUGACCUAGUCUUCUGAAGGUUUAUCAAAAGCCGCACAGAGGAACAGACUGGAAGGGGAAAUAAUAAGAGGCGCAGGGGUAUUUAGUCCUUGUACAGUGACACACAGCUAAUAAAAGUCAGCACUGAGGACCGAGACGCGGAGAUAAUGCAGACAUCCAAGGUGAGCCCGGCUCCGGGCGUGGGCAAGGGAAUAGGGAAGCCCGGAGCCCGUGGUGCGUUUCACGGUCACCCGUCUCUCAGAACUUCCCUCUUCACACAGAUUAUUACCAGUACAGCGGCACUUACGGACCCUGCAGCGUAUUCCAGAACUUACUGGUCCUGAUCCUGCUCUUGAACUCUGUAAUUGUGGUGUCCUGGGACUCUUAUCCUUCCAGGCCUUGGGCCUGGGGACCCUGAGCAGAUCCUAAUCUCAAGGUCCUCAGACAGGGUAGGAGUUUUAUAGAGUGGUCCCUCUUGCUGACAGCCAGCGGAAUGAGGUGUGGGGGAAGGAUGCCCCAGGUACACAUGCCUGUGUGCAGGUGCUUGUGGGGGAGACUGAGCCGGUUCGAAGGAACCUUCCCUUCCUUUCUCAUAUGAGCACAGAACCAUGGGGCAGGACUCGUUACUGGGGUGGCUCCCUGAGAGCUUGGUGUGUGUUCUGCUGGUCUCGGGAAUGCUUUGGAGCAGAGGAGGGAGGUGAUCUGACCCAGCUCUUCCCAGGCUUCCUGUGGCUGCAGCAUGGACAGCGGACAGCAGAUCUUGUAUUUUCUCAUUCAGAAGGGCUCUGUGACCUUUGAGGACGUGGCCAUUUACUUCUCCCAGGAGGAGUGGGGGCUCCUUGAUGAUACACAGCAGAUCCUAUACCAUGACGUGAUGCUGGAGAUCUUUGCACUUACAACGUCCCUGGAUUGUUGGUGUGGAGCAAAGGAUGAGGUAGCUUCUGAGCAGAGUGUUCCUGUAGAAGAUGCCAGGACUUCCAUGGCAGGUCCAUUGACUGAGAAGACCCAUCCUUGUGAGAAGUGUGUCCCAGUCUUGAAAGAUAUUUUACACCUGACUGAGCUCCAAGCAACAUAUCCUGGACAGAAACAAUACUUGGGUGGGACACAUAGAGGCUUAUGGUUCAGUGCAAACCUUUGCCAGUACCAAAAGUGUGACAGUGGAGAGAAAAUCUUCAAAGUACACAUGGACAGGGCCUCACUUGUGACAAGCUGCAGAUUCCAUGUGUCGGGGAAGCCCUUCACUUGUGUGGAGUGUGCAAAGGACUUUUCAGCUCUAUCAGGCCUUCUGCAGCACCAGGCCACUCCCAAUGGUGAGAAGCCACAUGGUAGCAUCAAGCAUAGGAAGUCCUUUAACAGUGGGAAAAGUUGUAACAAGUGGGUUGAAUGCAGGAAAGUAUUUAGGAACCCUCACACACUUCAUCACCAGUGGGUCUGCACUGGAGAUGGUCUCGAUGAAUGUAGCAACUGUGAAAAAGCCUUCCACUGCAAAUACAAACUUAUUCACCACCAGGAAGUUCACACUGGAGAAAGCCCUUAUGAGUGUGGUGAAUGUGGGAAAUUCUUCCAUCAGAAAAAGUCUCUCAUUCAACACAGGAGAGUUCACACUGGGGAAAGGCCUUACGAGUGUGGUGAAUGUGGGAAAUUCUUCAGCCUCAAAACCUGCCUCACUCAACACAGGAGAGUUCACUCUGGAGAAAGGCCUUAUGAGUGUGGUGAAUGUGGGAAAUUCUUUAGGUACAAAACCUCCCUCAUUCGACACAGGACAGUUCACACUUUAGAAAGACCUUAUGAGUGUGGUGAAUGUGGAAAAUUCUUUAGGCGCAAAUCCUUCCUCACUGAACACAGGAGAGUUCACACUGGAGAAAGGCCUUAUGAGUGUGGUGAAUGUGGGAAAUUCUUUAGCCGCAAAAACUGCCUCACUCAACACAGGAGAGUUCACACUGGAGAAAGGCCUUAUGAGUGUGGUGAAUGUGGAAAAUUCUUUAGCUACAAAGCCUCCCUCAUUCGACACAGGACACUUCAUACUGGAGAAAGGCUUUGUAAGUGUUUUGAAUGUGGCAACUCUUUCACUGAGAACUCUGUCCUUGUUCAACACCAAAGAAUUCACAGUGGAGCAAGGACUUAUGAGUGUGGUGCAUGUGGGAAAUCAUUUAGCUACAAAGCCUGCCUCAUUCGACACAGGGCAGUUCACAAUGGAGAAAGGCCUUAUCAAUGCAAUGAAUGUGGUAAAUCCUUUACCCAGAGUUCUGCCCUCCUUCAACACAGGAGAGCUCACUUGCAGUAAAUGUGGGAAAUCCUUGAACUGCAAAUCUGACCUGUCAACACCAAAAAUUCACACUGGGAAAGGCCUUAGAUACUCAAAGAGAAUUUGUUCUUUCCGGAUUAAGUGUAACUGUUGGGGAAAAACCUGUGAGAAGCCAUCCGUGUGGGAUUUACAUAUAAAGUAUAAAAGUCAUAUGAAUAUUUA
Messenger RNA from Manis pentadactyla (Chinese pangolin), 3459 nucleotides. Its product is annotated as zinc finger protein 530-like. The transcript has 4 exons. Gene Ontology annotation, molecular function: RNA polymerase II cis-regulatory region sequence-specific DNA binding; DNA-binding transcription factor activity, RNA polymerase II-specific. Gene Ontology annotation, biological process: regulation of transcription by RNA polymerase II. Bases 1732 to 3276 code for a protein of 514 amino acids. The record is from RefSeq and is a predicted model, not a curated record. NCBI's taxonomy places the organism in Eukaryota, Metazoa, Chordata, Mammalia, Pholidota, Manidae.